CCUGAAUCCUGAUCUCUUUAUGAUGCUCAGAUACAGGUGUUGGUCACACAUAAUUCACAGCAUUUCCCCUUAUGACAAUGAACUGUACGUAAGACCUCUCUCUAUCUCUCUCUUUGUUUAGGCUCCUUUUACUGUGAAGAUCACGUACAAUACACGUUACGGCGUUUGCCAGUAAAGAAGAAACAUUAUAAUAAUAUCUGACAAAUUCACUUACUGAACAAGACAAUGUCUGACAAGAACCAAACCUCAGACCUUUCUGAGGCACACGGAGAUGCAGAUGACACUGAUAUAGUGAAAGUUGAAAUAACAGAAGAUCUGUGGGUGAGGCAUCAACUGGAAGCAUCAGAUGAGGAAUCCAGCGACAGUAUCAGCUCAGAUGAAGAUAACACUGAUAUAAUGAGAUUUGAGAUAACAGAAGAUCUGUUUACGUGUGAUCAGGUGAAGACUGAGGAGGAUGAAGUUCCUAUAAAUACGGCUACAGAUGAAGUUUUAAAAAAUUCAGAACCAACAGAAAACCUGAGUAUUAGUAAUCUUGACCCUCCGAAGCAAGAAAUUUGUGGUAGUAUUUGCACAGCAGAUCAAUCGAUGAGCCCAGGCAGUCAUUGUCAAGAAUGGAGUUCAGAUGAUUCUUUCAGUUUCUCUAAAGAUCCACAAAACCACAUGGUGAAUAAACCAUUUUUAUGUUUUGUAUGUGGAAAACGUUUUACCCACAAAUCACAUCUUCUUACUCAUCAGAAAAUUCAUACAGGACAAAAAGAAUUUUCAUGUUUUUUAUGUGGCCAAUGUUUUAUCCAGAAAAUACACCUUGUUGACCAUCUGAAAAUUCAUACAGGAGAGAAAGCAUUUUCUUGUUUUGAAUGUGGGAAAUGUUUUACCCAAAAAUCAAAUCUUAUUAGACAUCAGAACAUUCAUACAGGAAAGAAAGCAUUUUCAUGUUCUGAAUGUGGGAAAUGUUUUAACCAGAAAACGCAUCUUAUUACUCAUCAGAAAGUAUACAAACAUGAGAAAUCAUUUCCCUGUUCUAUAUGUGGAAAAUGUUUUACACAGAAAUCAGUUCUUAUUGAUCAUCUGAAAAUUCAUACCGGAGAGAAAGCAUUUUCAUGUUCUAUAUGUGGGAAAUGUUUUAUCCAGGAAUCUGUUCUUAAUGACCAUCUGAAAUUUCAUACGGGGGAGAGAGAAUUUUCAUGUUUGGAAUGUGGAAAAAGUUUUAAAUUGAAGUCAUGUCUUUUUAGACAUCAGCAAUAUCAUAAAGAGGAAGAUGUUUCAUGUUCUGAAUGUGGGGCAUGUUUUAAUCAGAAAUCAAAACUUAUUGCUCAUCAGAAAAUACAUAAACGUGAGAAAUCAUAUUCUUGUUCUAUAUGUGGGAAAUUUUUUACACAGAAAUCACAUCUUAAUACACAUCACAAAAUUCAUACAGGAGAGAAAGCAUUUUCAUGUUCUGAAUGUGGGAAAUGUUUUAGCCAGAAAGCGAAUCUUAUUGCUCAUCAGAAAAUACAUAUACGUGAGAAAUCAUUUUCAUGUUCUGAAUGUGGGGAAUGUUUUGCAUUGAAGCCAGAGCUUGUUAAUCAUCAAAAACUUCAUACUGCAGAGAAAGUAUUUGUGUGUAAUGAGUGUGGGAAAUGUUUUACAAUGAAAUCAAGACUUAGUACACAUCAGAAAAUUCACACUGGAGAGAAAGCAUUCUCAUGUUCUGACUGUGGGAAAUGUUUUAACCAGAAAGCAAAUCUUAUUGCUCAUCAGAAAAUUCAUACAGGAGAGAAAGCAUUUUUAUGUUCUGAAUGUGGGAAAUGUUUUACUCAUAAAUGGGUACUUAUUAGACAUCAGAAAAUUCAUACAAAAGAUAACUCUAAUAGUUGAUGGUAAGGUAAGCCCACUUUAGUAAAUGUUAAUGUUUCCUCCCUGUCUGAUGGAAAUGGAAGCAAUAUUUGUAAAUGGUCUAUGACCAGAAAGAGUUUGUUAUGCAUGGUGUUAGAUAAGUAGUAAUAUACAUAGCCCUGUAGUAUAAUGAAUACAACACACUUCAACUCAGUGCUUUUUCUGAUGCAUUCUUGUAGCAUUGGGGUUUGGGACUUUUAUCAGCUGACAUGUCAGUUGUAUAGACACUGUAUACAGUUAGGUCUGAUAAGUAUUUGGAUCGUUACACAAUCUUCAUAGUUUUGGCUCUGUACACCAUUACAAUAGUAUUUAAAUAAAGCCAGUAAGAUGUAAUUGAAGUGCAGACUUUUAGCUUUAAUGGUUAAGAAGUACAGCAGUUUUCAUAUAUAGUCCCCCCAUUGUCAGAGGAUCAAAACUAACAUAAUUAUAAAAAAUAUUUUGUAAUGAAUGACUGCCUAAAGUCUGGAACUCAUGGGCAUCACAAAGUUGUGUGUUUUCUACCUAGUGAUGAUUUGCCAUGCCUUCACAGAAGCUAUCUUAAAUGUCUGCUUGUUUGUAAAUGUUUAUGCCUCCAGCAAGUGAAAUGCAUAUUCAAUUGGGUUGAAGUCAGUUAACUACAACAAUAUUCCACUCUCUUCCUUAAAAAGCUAUUUGAUUGCAGUAUAUUUUGGAUACAUUUAUGCGUACUGUAAAGUGCUAUCUUAUACUUUUUGAUGCAUCCUGCUACUUCUGUCAGAAGUCACAUCAUAAAUAAACACUAGUGUCCAGUUACGCUGGCAACCUUACAUUCCCUUAUCAUUACAUUACCUCCACCAUGUUUCACAGUUGAUUUAAUGUGUGGUUCAGAUCAUUAGCUGUUUAUUCCAUUUUCCAUACACUUCUCUUCCCAUAAGUCUGGUACAGGUUGGUUUUUUAGCUGUCUUAAGGAUAUUUGCUUUUUUGACAAAGUCUAAUCUGGUUUUCCAAUUUUUGAGGCUUUCAAAUGGUCUGCAAUUUAUGGCAAACCCUCUGUAUUUACUUCAUGAAUUAUUCUCUAUUAAGUAGACUUGAUUUGCUACCUCCCUAAGAAUUUUCUUGACUUGGCUAGAUGCUGUGAAGGUUUAUUUUUUUAUCACUAAUGAAAGAAUUUAGAGAAUAUCCAACAUAGUUGUCUUCCAUAGUUGUUCAGGCCUUUUAGUGUUGCUGAGCUCACCAGUUCAUUCCUUUAAGAAUAUAUGAAAUUGUUGAUUUGGAUACUCCUAAUAUUUCUGGUAUCUCUCUGAUGGGUUUGUUUUAUUUUUUCAGCCUACUUGCUUUACUUGCAUUGACAGUUCUUUUGGCCUCAUUCUGAUAGUUGACAGUAACAACUUGCAAAUGCAAAUUUCACAUUUGAAAUCAAAUCCAGACAUUAACUACUUAAUUGUUAAUGAAAUAACAAGGGAACAGCCCACAUUUGGCCAUAAAAAACUUCUCAGUAAAUUGUCCAGUUACUUUUGGUUCCCUGACAAGGAGGAAACUACAUAAUUACCCUCAAAUUGAGUCUGCACUUUAAAGGACAAGUCUAGUCAAAAGUAAACUUUCAUUAUUCAGAUAGGACUUGUAAUUUUAAUCAACUGUCCAAUUUACUUUUAUUAUCAAAUUUGCUUUGUUUUCUUGUUAUUUCUUGAAACUAAACCUAGGUAGGCUCAUAUGCUAAUUUCUAAGCCCUUGAGGGCUGCCUCUUAUCACAUGUUUUUUAAAUUGCUUUUCACAACAAGAGACUGUGGGCCAUAUAGAUAACUCCCCGUGCCUGAACACAGUGUUAUUUAAGAGUUAGCACAACACAAUGCUAAAUGCAAUCAAUAGCUUUUAUAUAGUCACAGUCAUGUGAUCAGGGGGCUGUCAGAAGGUUUCAAAAGGGUAUAAAGGAUGGCGCAUUAACUGCU
Molecule: messenger RNA, 3779 nt
Organism: Bombina bombina (fire-bellied toad)
Lineage: Eukaryota; Metazoa; Chordata; Amphibia; Anura; Bombinatoridae
Product: gastrula zinc finger protein XlCGF26.1-like
Exons: 5
Coding region: 226-1857 (543 amino acids)
Source: RefSeq, a predicted model, not a curated record